Molecule: messenger RNA, 974 nt
Organism: Galendromus occidentalis (western predatory mite)
Lineage: Eukaryota; Metazoa; Arthropoda; Arachnida; Mesostigmata; Phytoseiidae
Exons: 3
Coding region: 131-694 (187 amino acids)
Source: RefSeq, a predicted model, not a curated record
ACUGUAGAGAGCCGCUCGAGGAGAGACUGAUGAGAGACUGACAGCUAGCUGACAGCGCAGUCCGCGCGGCGCAGCCGAGCGACCGGAUUGAGAUCACGAUAGUCAUUCUACUCCGUAAACAGACUUUUAAAUGGCGGCGCCCGUGGAUUCGCUCCGAGGUUAUACUGAUGGAGCUCUUCUCCUCGAGAAACUUCCGCUCGAACGGGCAGAAAAGUUCCUGAAUGAACUCGGAGCAUCCCUCUCGGGGAAACAAAAGGACGGACCGCAGUCGAAUCAAUACGCUGAGUUAUCGCCGUUGGACUUCCAAGCAUCCACAAAAGCUCUCAGCGAACUGUUCCGGAAUCACUGUCUAUCACCGAGCUCGAACUCUGCGGACCUAGCGGCGCACACAAGCCUGUCGACUCCCUACAAAGAAAAAAUACGGCUAAUUUUCAGUCGACACGAAGACGAUCUCAAAGCUCAUCUCCAACGUGGGACGAGUUUGCCGAAACAAAUAUUGUGUGAUUUUGAUUGGACAGCUCUGAUCGUCGCCGCAAGCAGUCAUCUGUCCUCGCAAGAAACUCCCCUCCUGCGUCUCUCGUUGAGCCUCGAAACCCACUCAGGCUCGUCGGAUUCGAGGCGAACCUCAGUGGAAUUCUCGAUGUCGGAACUAGAUUCGACGAUAGCCCAGCUCCAAAAUUGUAUCGAAGCUUGAGAUACGCUUCCGACUAGGCGAGACUGUAUCAGACGAUGCACUGAAUCUGUGAAUAAAAGCACAAGACCCCCUAGGUCUGGCCGGGUCCUCAUGUAAUUUAAGAGACUGCGGCGGAAUCGAUCACCAUCUCUUCGAAAAAGAAGGGGCCAAGGCGGUUCUGGAUAUGCUCCCACAAAUUCCCGAUUCGCUGCUGGUGAGAAGCCGCAAGGCUCAGGGGCCAUGAGUGGUUGACGAUGUCUCAGACCUCACUUACCUGAGUCCUCUGAUUAAAGGCUUACUU